Messenger RNA from Symphalangus syndactylus (siamang), 952 nucleotides. RefSeq names its product AFG3-like protein 2. Lineage: Eukaryota; Metazoa; Chordata; Mammalia; Primates; Hylobatidae. Gene Ontology annotation, molecular function: ATP binding; ATP-dependent peptidase activity; zinc ion binding. Gene Ontology annotation, cellular component: membrane; m-AAA complex. Gene Ontology annotation, biological process: mitochondrial protein processing. The record is from RefSeq and is a predicted model, not a curated record.
AUUCCAUGGGACGACAAGGAUUUCAGGAUGUUCUUCCUCUGGACUGCUCUGUUCUGGGGUGGAGUCAUGUUUUACUUGCUGCUCAAGAGAUCUGGGAGAGAAAUCACUUGGAAGGACUUUGUCAAUAACUAUCUUUCAAAAGGAGUAGUAGACAGACUGGAAGUCGUCAACAAGCGUUUUGUUCGAGUGACCUUUACACCAGGAAAAACUCCUGUUGAUGGGCAAUACGUUUGGUUUAAUAUUGGCAGUGUGGCCACCUUUGAAUGGAAUCUGGAAACUUUACAGCAGGAAUUGGCCAUAGAAGGAGAAAAUUGGGUACCUGUUGUCUACAUUGCUGAAAGUGAUGGCUCUUUUCUGCUGAGCCUGCUGCCUACGGUGCUCAUCAUCGCCUUCUUGCUCUACACCAUCAGAAGAGGGCCUGCUGGCAUCGGCCAGACAAGCCGAGGGAUGGGCGGACUCUUCAGUGUCGGAGAAACCACUGCCAAGGUCUUAAAGGAUGAAAUUGAUGUGAAGUUCAAAGAUGUGGCUGGCUGUGAGGAGGCCAAGCUAGAGAUCAUGGAAUUUGUGAAUUUCUUGAAAAACCCAAAGCAGUAUCAAGACCUAGGAGCAAAAAUCCCAAAGGAUGCCAUUCUCACUGGUCCUCCAGGCACUGGGAAGACGCUGCUAGCUAAGGCCACAGCCGGAGAAGCCAAUGUCCCCUUCAUCACCGUUAGUGGAUCCGAGUUUUUGGAGAUGUUCGUUGGUGUGGGCCCUGCUGGAGUGAGUCUCAUUCUGUUCGGAUGGUACAGCUUCCAUACACCUACCACUUCCCCACAGAUGGGGGCACUUGCUAGAGAUGGCCCUUCCCCCUAGAGUGCUAGAGUGACCUCUCACCAGUCCCUGGCCUGAGCUCUCCUCCAGGCCUAAGCCUUCAGCAAGGCCUGUGACUUCCACCCCACCUUCCCUCGCACCA